Musca vetustissima is the source of this 1156-nucleotide messenger RNA. RefSeq names its product acid-sensing ion channel 5-like. Gene Ontology annotation, biological process: sodium ion transmembrane transport. Gene Ontology annotation, cellular component: membrane. Gene Ontology annotation, molecular function: ligand-gated sodium channel activity. Lineage: Eukaryota; Metazoa; Arthropoda; Insecta; Diptera; Muscidae. The transcript is spliced from 7 exons. The record is from RefSeq and is a predicted model, not a curated record. The annotation marks the transcript as partial.
UCAACAUGAUUUGAAUGAAAAUGAAUUCCAAGAGCUGUAUAAUUUUCUGGAACAUCUGGCCAAUGCCACCUAUCACAAUUUCCAUAACAUACCCAAUAAUCGCAGCAUUGCGGUACUGCUGGAUCGUCUCAAGAUAACACCGAACAUCUACCAGGAACUAAUUUACAAUUUAACCGGUGACAGUACGAUGAUAACGAAAAACGAUUUCAUAGCCGCUACCGAUAAAGUUCGCAGUACAUCGGGUGAUAGUAUUAUAGAAACGAGACAAAUCUUCACCGAAUAUGGGUUGUGCUACAUGACCAAUACAAUGCUGUCGGAGGAAUUCACCUCCCAUUAUAUGAUAUGGGGUUAUGAAAAUAAGAAGGAAAUUCAAGGUGUGGAUAAUAUUUUGAAGGUUAAGCAUAGCAGCUACUUCGACAGUGAUGUCAGUUAUAAUUUUUUGGGGUUCGGUAGUAAACCAAUUGAUGGUUUUCUGCACAGUCCAUAUGAAAUAAUGCAGGUGGAUCAUAAUUUGGGUUAUACCAGUGAACCUCUACAGGUGGAUGUUGAGUGCGUGGAAAUUAUAACUGAGGAUGGUUUUGAAAAUAUUUCCAGGGAUGCCACAAUUGAACAGCGUAAAUGCCGUUUCCAGCAUGAAUCUAAUUUGACCCAUUUUCCAGUGUAUUCGAAAAAUAUUUGCAUUCAGGAAUGUCGUCUGAAUUUGGUCUAUAGUAUUUGUAAAUGUAUACCGCAUUUUUAUCCGAAUCGAAUUCCAAAUCCCAAACCUAUUUGUGAUUAUCGCAUUCUUCUGGACUGUUUUAUACCACAUGAAGUCAUAAAAAUGUAUAAAAUAAGUAAGGAUGGCGAAAGAGAUUCGGUUCCGUGUCAUUGUGUGCAGAAUUGUCGAGAUGCAAUUGUCAAUAAGAGAGCAAAAUAUCAUAUGCAAAAAACAAAUGAUCUAGUGGGCGGCAAUAGUCUACUCUUUGCCAUGAUCAAUUUACCCACCUAUCGUUUGAAGCGACAAAUAAUUUUUUCAUUUACCGAUUUGAUGGUGUCAAUUGGUGGUACAGCUGGCUUCUUUUUGGGAUUUAGUGUUUUGUGUUUAGUCGAAGUUAUCUAUUAUUUUACAUUGAGAGUUUUGUUUUAUUUUGUGAAAAUGCUUUUUGAAAAGAAAUAA